This is a messenger RNA of Corticium candelabrum, 1490 nucleotides long. RefSeq names its product dol-P-Man:Man(7)GlcNAc(2)-PP-Dol alpha-1,6-mannosyltransferase-like. Gene Ontology annotation, cellular component: endoplasmic reticulum membrane. Lineage: Eukaryota; Metazoa; Porifera; Homoscleromorpha; Homosclerophorida; Plakinidae. The transcript has 9 exons. Gene Ontology annotation, biological process: protein N-linked glycosylation. Gene Ontology annotation, molecular function: alpha-1,6-mannosyltransferase activity. The record is from RefSeq and is a predicted model, not a curated record. Bases 1 to 1446 code for a protein of 481 amino acids.
AUGUAUGCGUAUGAUGCGUGUAUCGCGGUAGCUGUUCUGCUGCACGUGCUCGUUUGUCCGUACACUAAAGUGGAGGAGAGCUUCAAUUUGCAAGCAACUCAUGAUAUUCUCUACCACAGAACCGAUAUUGACAAAUACGAUCAUCUGGAGUUUCCCGGUGUUGUUCCAAGGACGUUCAUUGGUCCAAUUUGUUUGGCUGCUAUCAGCAGUCCAGGAGUUGCCGUUGUUGAGGCAUUCAAUUUGGAUAAAUUUGUCUGUCAAUAUGUUGUGCGGAUUGCUCUUGGUCUUCUCCUCACGUUUGGUUUAGCAUAUUUUCGAUCUGCUGUCGAGACGAUACUUGGUAGUCACGUUUCUGUAUCUUUUGCUGUCGUCACGUUAUGUCAGUUUCAUCUCUUGUUCUAUGCGAGUCGUCCUUUACCGAACGUGUUUGCUCUCCUGCUCGCACUGGUUGCCUGUCGACACUGGCUGCUUACAAAAACUAGUGCAUUUAUAUGGACGUCGGCUGCUGCCAUCAUUAUAUUUCGAUUUGAGUUGUCGUUUUUUCUUGGACUUCUUUUGCUUUCUGAUUUGCUGUGUGAAAGGGCUCGUCUUAUGGAUGUACUCAAACAUGGAUUGUUUGCUGGUGGAGUGUGUCUCGCUGCAACCGUGUUGGUUGAUUCCUUCUUUUGGAAACGAUGGUUGUGGCCUGAGGGCGAGGUGCUGUAUUAUAACACAGUUCUGAACAAGAGCUCGAAUUGGGGGACUUUACCAUUCUUGUGGUAUUUCUACUCUGCUCUUCCCAAAUCUCUACUCUGUGCUGUUCCACUGUCUGUUGUUGGUUUAGUAGUUGACAAACGGAUGUGGACUCUUUUCAAGCCGGUGCUUGGCUUUGUUUUCUUCUAUUCGUUUCUUCCACACAAAGAGUUACGAUUUAUUAUUUACGUCAUUCCAAUGGUCAAUGUCAUUGCCGGUCGAGGUCUCGCGUAUGUUCGAACUUUGUUCUUAGCUGGGAUGAAGCAGAGAAGCUGGUGGAAGCUAGCAGUUGGAGCUGCUGUUGCUGGGUUCAUGGUUUGUAGCUGUAUGGUGAGCAUUGCACUUACCUACCUGUCACAUCACAACUACCCUGGAGGAUUAGCAUUUUCUAGACUCCAUCAACUAGCUGUGGAUAAAAAAGAUUCUCCCGUCAAAGUUCAUAUUGAUGUCUACACUGCUCAGACUGGUGUCUCAAGGUUUGGCCAGCUUUAUGCGUCGUGGAACUACUCCAAAGCAGAAGACCUUACAGUUGAAGAGCUGACAGAAUUCAGCUUCUUGGUUGCUGAAGCUGGUGCUGAAGAAACGCUAAAUACACAUGAAGUGCUGGAAGAAAUACGCGGAUUGACUGCUUUUAGUUUAUUUAAACAGAUUGUUAGAUCUCCUAGCUCAGUGCUUACACCUCGGGCUGUCAUACUAACGCGCGUUAGACAAUAACAAUAACCAUGUUUUUGUAAUUUGCACGUUUAGAGAAACAAUAA